Molecule: messenger RNA, 635 nt
Organism: Zerene cesonia (dogface butterfly)
Lineage: Eukaryota; Metazoa; Arthropoda; Insecta; Lepidoptera; Pieridae
Product: flexible cuticle protein 12-like
Exons: 4
Coding region: 77-589 (170 amino acids)
Cellular component (GO): chitin-based extracellular matrix
Molecular function (GO): structural constituent of chitin-based larval cuticle
Source: RefSeq, a predicted model, not a curated record
GUUUUGAUAUUAAGGUUACGACUCAGUCUACUACAUUACAUUAUCUGAAACAGUCAAUGUAGGAAGAUCAUCUAAAAUGAAGCUGCUUAUUGUGUUCUGCAUCGCGGUGGCAGCCGUGUCUGGGGCGUCGGUGCCAUCCUACAUCCAAUACCCAUACAAUGUGCAGGUUUUGCGAUAUGACAAUGACAACAUUGGUCUUGGAAAUUAUCGUUACGCAUACGAGCAAUCCGACGGAACAAAACAAGAACAGCAAGGAUAUGUCAUCAACGAAGGUCGCGAAGACGAGUCUUUCGCUGUCAGGGGUUCUUUCUCAUGGGUAGGACCUGAUGGGGUCACCUACAAAGUCACCUACGUCGCUGACUCUAACGGCUACCAACCUGAAAUUGAAUCCCUCCAACAAUACCUCGGCCAACCAGGUCAACCAGGCCAACCAGGUCAAACAGGCCAACCAGAAAAACCAGUCCAACCAGGCCUACCAGGCGGACAAGGCCGACGGGGUCUACCAGGCCAACCAGGUCUACCAGGCCAACCAGGCCAACCAGGCUUACCAGCCAUAAGCUCCGAAAUAUUAGCAUCUAUUCUUGGUUAAAUAUCGUAAUGAGUUUUUCCGCCUAAUCAAUAAUUGUAAUAAAGUU